UUUGUGUACACGACCUAGAACCGGACCUUCCAUAUCCCGCUGUCUAUCAACAAUCAUCAUCAGGAAAGAACCUUGCCAUUACUUAUUACAUCAAUCAUAUUCUGUUGAGAUUAAUCAAGGUCUUCCAUACGGUCAAGAGAGCAAUCACAACAUUGGCAGAAGGGAAGUGCCGUAUAGCGAAUCCUGCAUCGUUCAAAUCGAACUUCUCGAAAUCGAUAUCGACAUCUUACUCUUGCAAACUUCCUCUUCAAUAUCAACCAAACACCCUUACACACGAUAAUAAAGUACCUGUCUACGACCCACAACACCCUGUACCCCACACACCCUUCCAGCGAUCUUAAAUACGGUGGACGAAUUUACUUUGGUUAAGGUGCAGACCAGACCGAGAACUAAGGACACGGACAAAGUGAUCAGAUCUUGAGGAUUUGACAACGCCGCACCAACAAGGCUAUCCAAAUAUACGAAAGACGGUACUUGAGUCAACUACUCGAGUGCGAAUAAUACAAGAUGGCCGGGACGAGGAACUACGAUUUUUUGGUAUGUUCUGUUUUACUCUGGUCGGAUUUGCUUGGGGUCGUUUUGCUGCUGUUGUUGUUUACCCUUCAAUCUAAUCAAUCAAUCUAUCAAUCUAUCUAUCUCUACCCUCUACUUCCCCUAUCCUAUUCCAACUCCCAACCUCCCAUAUAAAUACAUUUACAAAUGCAUAUACAAAUUCUAAUGACAUGAUGUGCACCCGCAGAUUAAACUCCUCUUGAUAGGCGAUUCCGGCGUAGGAAAAUCAUGCUGUCUCUUGCGUUUCAGUGAGGAUAGUUUCACACCUUCUUUCAUCACUACUAUUGGAAUUGAUUUCAAGAUUCGUACGAUUGAACUUGAUGGGAAGAGGGUGAAGUUGCAGAUUUGGGAUACGGCGGGUCAGGAGAGAUUUAGAACUAUCACGACGGCGUAUUAUAGGGGGGCUAUGGGCAUUUUGCUUGUUUAUGAUGUUACGGAUGAGAGGUCUUUUACUAGUAGGUUAUUCUUUUCAUUUGUGUUUGGGGUUGGGUUUGAGGAGAGGGGGAAGAUGAUGUGGGAUUGGGGACGCAAAAUGGAUGAAUGUUAUGUAUGCUGUUGGAGAGAGAAGAGAAUUGAGGCGGGAAGGCAGAUUUGAGCAUCAGUUUUCUUAGAAAUUAUACUAACAAUUCACAACAGAUAUCCGCACCUGGUUCAGCAACGUCGAACAACAUGCGACUGAAGGAGUAAACAAGAUCCUCAUAGGCAAUAAAUGCGAUUGGGAAGAUAAACGAGUUGUAUCAACCGAACGCGGUCAACAAUUAGCCGAUGAACUUGGAAUUCCUUUCCUUGAGGUCUCAGCCAAGAGUAACAUCAAUGUGGAAAAAGCAUUCUAUAGUUUGGCAGCAGAUAUCAAGAAGAGAAUCGUGGACACGAGUAAGAUAGAUCAGGCAACACAGCAGGGUGUAGAUGUAGGUGGUCAAGGUGGUGGAAAUGGGGGUAAAUGUUGUUAAGAGGGAUUUAUGUGGUGUAUGUUUGUGGAAGGAGGAUAGACGUUUUGAUGUGAUAUGUUAGGAAAGUAAACGGAGGAGCAGCAAGAAGAAGACUUUUAUGAUUCAUAGAUGAGGGGAGGUGUGAGGGGAGAAGAGAAACAGAGGGGGUUAAGCACAGUGCAAAAAAUAAGACAAUGGUGUUGUUGUGCUGGUGUGGUGCAUAACGUAACUAUUACUUGCUUGCUUGCCGCUUGCUUGCUGGCUGGCUGGUUUACUUGUUUACUUUACACACACAAAACGUUUUAAGAGAUCAGCUUUAUUUAGUUUAUGAGAGCAGAGCCGGAGUUGGUACUGUGCGUUUUUAUUUGGUAGUAAAUUGAUUGGCGUGUGUC
Molecule: messenger RNA, 1873 nt
Organism: Sclerotinia trifoliorum
Lineage: Eukaryota; Fungi; Ascomycota; Leotiomycetes; Helotiales; Sclerotiniaceae
Source: the annotation of a GenBank genome assembly